AUGCUAGCUAUGUCAAACACACAUGAUGUCUUCCUUCCUGCAACUUCGAUUGGCGAGAGAGUAUUGAGUGAUUUUGGACAGGAAAUUACCGAUAAGUUUGCAGAUUUCUUUUGGCUAAUGUUGCAGGAGCAUGCGGGGAUCGGAAAUCGGUCGCUGAGCUUCUUAAUCACUCAUUUUUGGCUGAACUAA
Molecule: messenger RNA, 189 nt
Organism: Penicillium malachiteum
Lineage: Eukaryota; Fungi; Ascomycota; Eurotiomycetes; Eurotiales; Aspergillaceae
Exons: 2
Coding region: 1-189 (62 amino acids)
Source: RefSeq, a predicted model, not a curated record